Messenger RNA from Cadophora gregata, 2263 nucleotides. RefSeq lists its product as uncharacterized. The transcript has a single exon. NCBI's taxonomy places the organism in Eukaryota, Fungi, Ascomycota, Leotiomycetes, Helotiales, Ploettnerulaceae. The coding region runs from base 198 to 1709 and encodes 503 amino acids. The record is from RefSeq and is a predicted model, not a curated record.
CGCGCAACGCGACUUCCCAUCCUCUUCAGACAGCAAUCACAACCAUCGCAAUACAAAAACAACUCAGCAACUCAAUUUCAAUUUCAGUUUGACGCUCAGACUGGCAAUCUCAAACAACAACAGCAGCCACAACCCUCCUCACCUUCGCACUUGCACUUGCACUGGAACCCGCCCGUCUUUUGCAAUCACAAUCCGCAAUGGCAACCAUGGAGGCAUGGCCAACGCGUCCUAACCGCGGUUGGUUGAACAACAGGCCCAAGGGAUUGAAGACUACCGCCGAUUUCUUCAGGGAAGCACAAGCAAGAGACCCAUAUAUUCCACCUGCAUGGAUGCUUCCACCCAAGUUCGAACAACCAAAGCAGGAAACUGUACGUUAUGAGCAAAGUGCCGGAUACAACGACAACCUGCGACACAGAGAGAGCAUAAGAUACGGGGAAGUUCUACGACACGAGGAAAGCAUACAUCAAGAGGAGACCAUACUGCCAGAGGAUAUCCCAGUACAGGAGAAACGCGUACCGAAAGAGGAUAGUGCGCCAAAUGAGGAAAGCGGAUGGGACGUUGACGAAGACUUCACCCACCCCUCUGAGAUAUCCAUGUCGACCAGUCCCAGGAUCCGGAUCUUCACACGCGCAGUACCGAAGCGGAAGAUGAAUUUUGUAGAACUGGCUGAGUACUUUGGAAAGACGGAUAAUUCAAGAUUGAUGGCGGCGAAUAGAUGCUGGCCUGAGGAGGGUGAAGAGGAGGACGAAGAUGAGGCAGAGGAGGCAGAGGAGGAAGAUGACGAGGAUAGGAAUACCCUACGGAAGCUAUCGAGGAUUUCGAUGUCUCCAAAAGUGGAGAGUAUACUGGACAUAGCGGCUAUUACACCUGAGAGGGCUCCUAAGAUUCCAAAGAUUUCGCUAUCACCGAAAGUGGAGAGGAGAUUGGAUCUAGCGGAAACAGCGACCAAAAAGUUUCCUCAAUUUUCCAGGCCACCAAAAAAGGAGAGUACAUUGGACUUGGCGAAUACUGGGCCAGAGAAAGUUCCUAAGAUUUCCGUCCCACCCAAAGUGGAGAGAACGUUGAAUUUGGCGGAUACCGCGCCAGAGAGGCUGGAAUUAAAGGCGGAGCGGGACAGUACCCUGGAUGCUUUUGAGAGUGCUCUAUCCACCCAGGAACAUAACCCGACCUGUUGCGAGAAAUACUACGCCCAGAUGACUAAGCUGGAUCAUGUCAAACAUGGGAUUCGAGACGUGAAAGAGGGCCUGGGACGACUGAUUGAGACUCCCAAUGUCCCAAAAACCAUUCAUGACAUAGCAUUCGAGGAAAACCGCACUCAAGGACGCUUCGCGGCCUUCGCAUUGAACAGAUGGAUUGGAGUCGUCUGUGCCAUUCUCUUCACCCUGUUCCUGCUCGAGUGGCUGCUGUGGGGAAUCUAUGGCCGCCGCACGGCUUCUAAGAAGGACAACUGGCAUCCGCACGAUCCAUUCUUCGGCCACUGUCUCACUACGAAGUUGAACGAAUGGACCUUCAAUAUUUUCUCUUACUCAUGGUAUGCCUUCAGGGACUUGGUCGAUGGCUACCUUGAUCCAUACGGAACUCGAUUCAGACCAGUGCAUCCAAGAACAGCACGUAUGGGGGCUAAUGACUGGUGGCAAGGAAGGAGUGGGCCUGUCGGCCUCGUUGCACGUAUGGAUCCAGGUAUUAUGAGUGACAGGAUACAGUAUUAAGGAGUCAUGCUGAUUCAGGAUUACGAACGAUUUUAUGGGGAGUUUGCAACAAAGCGUUGUGCUUGGCGGAUGUUGUCAUGGUCGGAUUGUUCAAAACUGAGACUUUUAAGCACAGAAAUGCGGCUUUGGAAGUUUAAAAUCGGACGAUUACAUGGGAGUUAUCAGCACAGCCUGGCGUUUAUGGGAUGAUAUUGCGGUCGUCACGAUUACAUUUGGAGUUUUCAGCAGAGCAUGAUUGUUUUGGAUCGAAUUAUGAGUAAAGAGCAGGACUAUACCGCAAUGGAGUACAAGAGAAGAACUUGGAUACAGAGCACGGCAUUGGAUUGGGGAUUUAUAUGGCGUUUGUAUACAGUGCUGUCUAGCACAGCUACCCGUUGAAUCAUUUUGAAGUGAAAAACUCGGACUCGAUGGAACUGGGCAUGGACUUGGGCAAGGAUAUGGUUGUGGGUAUAGCGAUUUGGCAUAGCACGGAUACGGCGUUCUCAAGCAUAGAUACCCGUUGAGUCACUUUGAAGUGAAUAACUCGUGCUCAACAAAUGAAACACUUGAACUGC